Molecule: messenger RNA, 5153 nt
Organism: Zootermopsis nevadensis
Lineage: Eukaryota; Metazoa; Arthropoda; Insecta; Blattodea; Termopsidae
Gene: Brf
Product: Brf RNA polymerase III subunit
Biological process (GO): transcription preinitiation complex assembly; DNA-templated transcription initiation; transcription by RNA polymerase III
Cellular component (GO): transcription preinitiation complex; nucleus; transcription factor TFIIIB complex
Molecular function (GO): TBP-class protein binding; RNA polymerase III type 3 promoter sequence-specific DNA binding; RNA polymerase III general transcription initiation factor activity
Source: RefSeq, a predicted model, not a curated record
UGCUUUGAUUUUAUAAUGUUCAUGGUUGAACAGCCUUCAUUAUUCAGUAUAACCUCUUUUCGUAACAACACGGGCACCCAAAAAAAGCCUUGGUGGGCACCGCAUUGCGGACCACUGGUCUAGACCACCUUCACAUACACAUGAGAACUUAGAAACUUGCCUGUACAAAGAAAUUAUGUGAUAGAAAUUUUAACCGUCUUAUCAUUAUUGGGAUGUCUUCCAUGCUGUUGUUUCCUGACUGAUGAAAUAUGCUGUGUGAGGAUGUGCUUUUGUUUUAUGCAAAACCUGUCAAAGUUGGAUUGUCUUAUAUGCUUUGAUUGUAUAACAAAUGUGAUUACACUUUUAGAACUUUUAUAUUUGUAGUCUGUGCUUCAGGUGGACAAAAUAGAAGCUUGAUGUUUUUAUGAAGUCCACAUUUUUUAAGGGGCAUGCUUCCCUUAACAGUCACAGAUACAUAGUAAGAAAAGGAGACAUUCUUUGACACUAAAUUAUAUUACAUGAUUUUAUUAAAAAGAACUUUUGAGUUAUAUGUAAUACUAUACAGCUAAGUGUAAUGUGAUCUAAUAUAUAGUGCAGAAUGUGUGUAUUUGUUCAUGUUGUAAAGGAGGAGUUCAAUUUAAUUUUGAUUGAUCAGUUUUUGUGGGAAGCACUAAGAAGUGUUUUGAAUGACUGUUAUUGGAGACCUAAUUAAUUGGUCACAAAAUAAACAUAAUUUUUUUGGCUCAUGAAAUUAUUGUGAUAUAAAAUUCUUAGUCUUAUUCUGAAAGGAUGCCAUUGGGUAAUUCUGAAAACAAAAUCCAACCUAAUACAAAUAUGCUUUCUCAUUAUGUUGAUAUACUUCUACCAGUUUACAUGGUUCUAUAAUCCAGAAGAUACCCAUCUUUGAAUUUAAUAGUGUUUGCUCAUAUUUUGCUGUUCAUAUGUUUAAUGUAUUCAUAGCAGUUUUCAAUGGUUGAAGGUCUUUGGAAUAGUACCGUAAUUAGCAAUACACAUGAAUUUUAAAAUCCUUGAAGUGUUUGCACAAAUGUUAAAUGUCUCCAAAACAUAGGUCUCUUUCAUUUGGACAAUUUAUCAUAUGUAAAAUGCUUACUAUGUUUAUUAAAUGAUUGUAUUUCUCUGUUAGACUGAUUGUUGCUUUUUGAUUCAUUGGGAAGUGACAGUCAGACAGAAAAUAUGCAAAGCUGUUAAUGUUUUCACUUUUGGAAAAAGGUUAUAUGUAGGCAUGUUUGUAUGAUGCCUAUGCAGUGAAUGUCUUAUUACUCCUUUUCUAAUCAAUCAAAGCUUCACUGCAGCUUGGGAGAACUCUUUCUAUUUCCAGAUACAAUUUGCCAUUCAUUUGGUUCUCUAUAUGUAUAUUUUAAAAUUGGGUAAUAAUUAUGAGAGUUUUCUAAUGUGUAAGUGAACAUGUAAUUUUGUCAACACAUUUGCCUAGUGAUUAUUCAUUUCCCAUUUGGAACUUCCAAAAUCCUGCCUACCCCUUCUUGCUGAGCUUGUUUGGUUUUCCCAUGCAAGUCAAGAAAAUAUUAAUGCCAAUUUUACGUACGUGUUUAAGUUCAUUUUACUUAAAGCAGCGGUACAUAUGCAUUUCGAAACAGCGUAUUAGCAAGAAGCCGGAGUCCCUAAAUUAAUAAACUCAUAUUCAGUGGGAAACGCUUUCUGUUCUCUAAUGUCUUAUAAAUUUUAGUGAAUGAAUGUUGGCCAUUCUGUAUAGCCAUAUGUUCGGUCCGCACACCUGAGGGACUGGGGAGUUGGAACUUCAAGAGUAGUUGUGUCAGUGCAUUAAAAAUGUUGAUGUAACUUGAGUAUUUUAAUGAAUAAAAAUGCGGUAAAAUUUUAGUCACAUUUGUAGUCUUGUACACUCAUAUGAACUAUACACAGACGAAAGCUUACAGCUUGCGGAAGACGGCUUUGACGAAACUUGAUAUUGAAGAUGUCGAGUGGUAAAUGUAAGAAUUGUGGCUGCUCUGAAAUAGAUGUAGAUCCAGCUCGUGGAGAUGCAGUGUGUACAAAUUGUGGCUCAGUUUUGGAAGACAGCAUCAUUGUCUCUGAAGUUCAGUUUGAAGAGAAUGCACAUGGGGGUAGCUCAGCACUUGGACAGUUUGUUUCAUCUGAUUCUAAAGGAGGCGCAAGAGGUUUUGGUGGUUCUUUCCACGCUGGACUUGGAAAGGAAUCGAGAGAGAUAACACUCAGGAACACGAAAAGAGCAAUAGUUAGUUUGGCUCAACAACUUCGGUUAAAUCAACACUGCAUAGAUACAGCAUUUAAUUUCUACAAAAUGGCAUUACAACGUCAGCUAACAAGAGGCAGAAGAAAUACCCACGUUGUUGCUGCAUGUGUGUAUAUGACUUGCAGAACUGAAGGAACUCCACAUAUGCUAAUUGACUUCAGUGAUGUCCUGCAAAUUUGUGUUUAUGAACUUGGACGCACCUACCUCAGACUCUCCCAAGCUCUUUGUAUCAACAUUCCAUCCAUGGAUCCGUGUUUGUAUAUCUUGAGGUUUGCAAACCGACUCGAGUUUGGCGACAAAACUCACGAGGUAUCAAUGACGGCCUUGCGACUGGUACAGAGGAUGAAGAGGGAUUCGAUACAUACAGGUCGAAGACCAUCGGGACUUUGUGGCGCCGCUCUUCUGAUGGCAGCUCGACUUCACGAAUUUAGCCGCACUGUCUCAGAUAUAAUCAAGAUUGUGAAAGUACAUGAAUCUACAGUUAAGAAAAGGCUAAUUGAGUUUGGAGAAACACCAUCAAGCUCACUGACAUUGGAUGAAUUCAUGACAGUAGAUUUGGAGGAAGAACAGGAUCCACCUUCGUUCAAAGCUGCCCGCAAGAAAGACAGAGAACGGUUACAAAAAGUGGUGGAUGAAGAGGAAACAGCUCACAGCUUCAGUGAACUACAACAGGAGAUAGAGAGACAGUUGGAAGAGAAGGCAAACCGUAAGCGAACGCGCAAGCAAACACUAGGAUCUGAUGCAGAGUCAGACCACGAGAGCCAAGAUGCAGAUCGUUUCAUUGUUCAGUCAACCCUUGGCAUUAUCGAAGGUUGUAUAACAGAUGAUCCAGUCCCAAAAGAUGUCAAAAGUGUUGUUGAAGAUAACAGUGUGGAUGGGCAGAGAACAUCUUUUUCUACAGGAUUAGGGCCAGACAUUGCCAGUAUGGGUUUGGCAAACUCAUUGGACGAUCGUCCUGAUGUAAGAGCCCAUUCCGAACCCUUGGAAGAUGGGAAUGGUGAAAUUGAUCUCAGUGGUAUUGAUGACGAUGAGAUCGAGUCUUACAUCAUGUCUGAACGGGAAACCCAGUACAAAGACUCUCUGUGGAUGAAGAUCAAUGCCACCUACCUUAAGGAACAGAAAGAGAAAGAAGAACGGUUAGCCAGAGAAAAAGAGGAAGGAAAACCAGAAAAGAAGAAGAGAAAGCAGUGCCAAAGAAAGCCUAAGAACAAUAGUGCUGCUAAUUCAGCUGGUGAAGCAAUAGAGAAAAUGCUUCAGGAGAAGAGAAUAUCAUCGAAGAUAAACUACGAUGUAUUAAAAAGUUUGAAUGUUAAGUCAUUAGACACUUCUCAGACCGUUGAAAGUGGUGCAGUUUUGACCAAACGACCUGAAACUAUUUCAUUAUUUGGUUCUCCAGAAAGAAGAAGAAUAAGUGACAUGACACUGGAUAAACUGGAUGAUCCGGCAUCAAAAUCAAAGACAGUCCGAGCCGUACCCAGGAUUGAUGGUGUGACACGCAAGAACAAGAUUACGAUAGGACAUGGUUCUCCAGUGGCUGCCGCAGCAGCAGAAGAACCUCAUCAGACAGUGACGGAAACAACGGAAGUUCCGCCCGAACCUGAAUUAGAUGAUGCUGAUGAAUUUGAGGAUGAGCCUGAUGUGGAACAUGAACAAAAUGAUGAGAUAUCAUUAGCACAGAUGUUGAAUCACCACAGGGAAGAUGAUUAUUAUGGUGGUUAUGAAUAUGAUGAAUAUUAAUUUAGUUUCAUAUGGAAUGGUGGUUAAGGUAACCAGUACAACCAGAAAAUCAGGCAUUUGCAUCCAGUUUUCUUCUGCUGAAAAGGGACAAGAACAUAUUUAGAGUGAAUUAGCAAUGUAAAAAGUAGUUUAUUUCCAGCAUCACAAGAAUAAUUUAUGUUAAAAAUGAACUAAUGAGAUGUUAAUUAAUUUAUCAAGAGUAAUGUGCAAAUUUAACUAAGAAACAGAAUAUUUAGAGUACAAUUUAUAAUUAUUUUUUGCAUUGUAUUUCCAAUGUCAAAAUUUUGUUUCAUAUUUUCAAAUUUAUAUAAGUUCAUAACAACAAUACCAACAUUCUAACUGUGAACCUGCCAGGAAUGAUGACUUUUCAGUGUAUUGCUCCAGUACCCCAACAUAAUUUGAGAGACGAAGUUUAAAAGAACAAUUUGACAUAUUAUAAUGCACCAACAUCAUAAACCUCGAGACUUUGACCAAUAAUUUGAGAGCUUUAAAAGAUAGAAAAACCUCAUACAGAACCGUUAUAUCACAUCACUUGGACAUAAUAUAUAUUUAAUAUUUAAUUCAGUUUAGCUUUUAAAAUGUAUUAUUUCUGUAGAAUUUACAAUUACAAGAUUUGAUUCUUUUGAUAUUUUGACGGAUUGGCUCUAUGUACAUAUAUUAUAGUGCCUACAGUUUGUACUAUUGUAAUAUGGUUAUAUGAAGCGACGGGUUGCUGCUCUGCUGGAUGACGGUAGUUUUCAUGUAGAAGUGACAGAGCUUAGGAAAAGAAAAUCCAUAAGGUGAGUACUAAAGGAGUUUCAAAAUGAACUUUCAGAUUUAAUUUUGUUAUCAUGAUAAAGUUUAUUGAGACAAUACACAUAAAGAGAAAUGUACUCUACUACCUAUUUUGCAGAAAGCUGCAGUAUGCAUAGUCAGAACUCCUGCUGGUAGCCAGUUGUAUUUCUGGUGUGAUUGUGGCUGUCUUGAGUAUUUUCAUAGUUUUAUUUAGUCAUUCCAGAUGAGUGACACUGAAAUUAUACUUUAAAAUGGGUUACGACACCUUCCUUUCCAGCUCCACAUUUGGAGCUUAAAGUUGCAAAUAUGCACCCGUCAGCUUUCGAUCUGAUGUUUUACUGGGUUUUGGCAUCGUGUAGACAUGUUUCUGAUCAAUUAAUAUCAAAAAAUUUUGAGAUUAAAAGUAUAAACAUUA